Molecule: messenger RNA, 2103 nt
Organism: Podarcis raffonei (Aeolian wall lizard)
Lineage: Eukaryota; Metazoa; Chordata; Lepidosauria; Squamata; Lacertidae
Product: craniofacial development protein 2-like
Exons: 4
Coding region: 175-2103 (642 amino acids)
Molecular function (GO): catalytic activity
Source: RefSeq, a predicted model, not a curated record
UCAUGGAUCACUGCCUUGCCGUGGCGAAGGGGCUUGAAGAACUCAGAGAAGCUAUGAACUACGCCGAGCAGGGCACACAAGAUGAACAGGUCAUAGUGGAGAGUUUUGACCAAACGUGAUCCACCUGGAGGAGGAACCGGCAAGCCACUCCAGUAUCCUUGCCAAGAAAACUCCAUGGACAAAGACAACAGGCAUAUAAAAGUUAUGACGCUGGAAGAUGAGCCCCUCAGGUCGGAAGGCGUCCAACAUGCUACUGGGGAAGAGCGGAGGGCAAGUACAAGUAGAUCCAGAGCUGAUGAAGUGGCUGGGCCAAAGCCGAAAGGACGCUCAGUUGCGGAUAUGCCUGGAAGCGAAAGGAAAGUCCAAUGCUGUAAAGAAAAAUAUUGCAUAGGAACCUGGAAUGUAAGAACCAUGAACCUAGGUAAGUUGGAGGUGGUCAAAAAUGAGAUGGCAAGAAUAAAUAUUGACAUCCUGGGCAUCAGUGAACUAAAAUGGACGGGAAUGGGCGAAUUCAGUUCGGAUGACCAUCACAUCUACUACUGUGGGCAAGAAACCCGUAAAAGAAAUGGAGUGGCCCUCAUAGUCAACAAAAGAGUGGCGAAAGCUGUACUGGGAUGCAAUCUCAAAAAUGAUAGAAUGAUCUCGAUACGAAUCCAAGGCAGACCUUUUAACAUCACAGUAAUCCAAGUUUAUGCACCAACUACUGGUGCUGAAGAAACUGAAAUUGACCAAUUCUAUGAAGACUUACAACACCUUAUAGAAGUGACACCAAAGAAGGAUGUUCUUCUCAUUAUAGGGGAUUGGAAUGCUAAAGUAGGGAGGCAAGAGAUAAAAGGAACAACUAGCAAGUUUGGCCUUGGAGAUCAAAACGAAGCAGGGCAAAGGCUAAUAGAGUUCUGUCAAGAGAACAAGCUGGUCAUCACAAACACGCUUUUCCAACAACACAAGAGACGACUCUACACAUGGACAUCACCAGAUGGGCAGUAUCGAAAUCAGAUUGAUUAUAUUCUCUGCAGCCAAAGAUGGAGAAGCUCUAUACAGUCAGCAAAAACAAGACCUGGAGCUGACUGUGGCUCAGAUCAUCAGCUUCUUAUAGCAAAAUUCAAGCUUAAACUGAAGAAAGUAGGAAAAACCACUGGGCCGGUAAGAUACAAUCUAAGUCAAAUCCCUUAUGAAUACACAAUGGAAGUGACGAACAGGUUUAAGGAUUUAGAUUUGGUGGACAGAGUGCCUGAAGAACUAUGGAUGGAGGCUCGUAACAUUGUACAGGAGGCAGCAACGAAAACCAUCCCAAUGAAAAGGAAAUGCAAGAAAGCAAAGUGGCUGUCCAACGAGGCCUUACAAAUAGCGGAGGAGAGAAGGCAAGCAAAAUGCGAGGGAGAUAGUGAAAGAUACAGGAAAUUGAAUGCAGAUUUCCAAAGAAUAGCAAGGAGAGACAAGAAGGCCUUCUUAAACGAGCAAUGCAAACAAAUAGAGGAAAACAACAGAAUGGGAAGAACCAGAGAUCUGUUCAAGAAAAUUGGAGAUAUGAAAGGAACAUUUCGUACAAAGAUUACCAUAAUAAAGGACAAAAGUGGUACGGACCUAACAGAAGCAGAAGACAUCAAGAAGAGGUGGCAAGAAUACACAGAGGAAUUAUACCAGAAAGAUAUGGAUGUCUCGUACACCCCAGGUAGUGUGGUUGCUGACCUUGAGCCAGACAUCCUGGAAAGUGAAGUCAAGGGGUACAACCAAUCAGUGAUGACAAUCUGCGAUUAUAAGCCUAAACAAAACAGCCGAGCGCUUCUGCCGAUUGGGAUCAUGCAGCAAGGUUUUCAAGCCCUGAAGCCAUCCUUGAGUGGAGAUCGUGUGGUCAUCUGCUUGGUGAAUCGCACCUUCCUGCGGAGUAAAGGACACGAACAGGUGUUUGUCUUUGCAGAUGUGCCAGGUCGCUCCCGAGUCAACGAUGAAGAAAGAUCUAGACGUCUUCUGAACCUGUGGAGUGUAGCAGAAGAUAACCUGCAUUCCGUUCUUCUGGGCCCGGAACCAAAAAUGUCGGGAUCUCCGCUCGGCCAAGCUGAUAAAGCUCAUUUUCCUCCGGCCGAGUCCUCCGACGAUAAUUAA